Messenger RNA from Daldinia vernicosa, 1355 nucleotides. RefSeq names its product glucosamine-6-phosphate isomerase. Gene Ontology annotation, biological process: carbohydrate metabolic process; N-acetylglucosamine catabolic process; D-glucosamine catabolic process. The record is from RefSeq and is a predicted model, not a curated record. Gene Ontology annotation, molecular function: glucosamine-6-phosphate deaminase activity; identical protein binding. Lineage: Eukaryota; Fungi; Ascomycota; Sordariomycetes; Xylariales; Hypoxylaceae. Gene Ontology annotation, cellular component: cytoplasm. The transcript is spliced from 4 exons. Bases 154 to 1224 code for a protein of 356 amino acids.
UGUUAAAACCUGUACUACUCAAAGCUUUCAUCUCUUUCUAUUUCCUUAGAAAGGUUUGCAAAAACUACGACUGCAUCUUACCACUCCAGUCUCAGCUCUUACUGGCCAUCACAUCAUCUAUAAUAUAAUUUUUCGUUUUCAAUAUCUAGCAAAAUGAGGCUCAUCAUCCGCGACGACUCGGAGACUGCUAGCUCCUAUGUAGCCAAUUACAUCAUGAACAGAAUCCGACACUUCAAUCCCACACCUUCACAUCCUUUCGUGCUUGGCCUUCCUACCGGUUCGAGUCCUCUUGGUGUAUACAAGAUAUUAGUCGAGCAGUACAAGGCCGGAAACAUCUCUUUUGAAAAUGUGGUUACCUUCAACAUGGACGAGUACGUCGGUAUUCCUCGAGACCAUCCUGAGAGUUACCACUCAUUCAUGUGGAAACACUUCUUCUCUCACGUCAACGUGAACCCAAAUAACGUCAACAUCCUCAACGGCAACGCGCCGAAUCUCGAGGCAGAAUGCGUUGAGUAUGAGGCCAAGAUCAAGCGUGUCGGAGGCAUCGACUUAUUCUUGGGCGGAAUCGGGGAAGAUGGGCACAUCGCCUUUAACGAACCGGGCUCUAGUUUAGCCUCGAGAACCCGCGUCAAGACACUAGCCUACGACACGAUUCUUGCCAAUUCCCGUUUCUUUGGCAACGACAUCGCCAAGGUCCCUAAGAUGGCCUUAACAGUUGGUGUUCAGACUGUUCUCGAGGCCCGCGAGGUUGUCGUAAUUAUCCUCGGCGCUCGCAAAGCUCUCGCUCUGCAAAAAUGCAUCGAGCAGGGUGUCAACCACAUGUGGACUCUUUCGAGUCUCCAGUUACAUCCUCACCCCAUGAUAGUUUGUGAUGAGGAUGCCACAUUAGAACUACAAGUUAAGACUGUUAAGUAUUUCAAGAGUAUCGAGCAAGUUGCAAGACAACAAGGAUUCGAGCAAAUCUUACCCUCGAGCAUUCGAACAGGGCCGGGACCAGUUCCCAAGACUGUGAUCGAAGAGGUCCAGUCUCCCACAAUUCUGGCACCUCAACCCAUGACGUCUCGUCUCCUGCUUGCAACGCCGGCUGCCGAGUACCCUAUCCGAUCAGUGUCUCCGGAUCUCGUGCCGGACCGAAUGGCGGAUCGUGUCGGAAUACCCGAUAUUUCGAGAAGAUUAACACCCCAACCCGAGCACCAGCAACGAGUAGCUAGCGUCGGGGCAUAAGUUGAUGUCUUGUAAGUAGAACGGUAGGCGAGUAAAGGUAUUGCACUGUAGUACUUGGACUUAAAUGAAUGGUCUUUUUCGCAAAAAUUGGGUCAUUAGGCUGGGAUAAACCGAGGAGUUACGCUAGAGAA